AUGUUGAGGAUCCCUCUGUGGUUGCACGUUGGCGCGUGUGUGUGGGGGGUUGUGUUUUCCAUCAAGUGCCCUGAUGGUUCGACUUGCUCCGAUCUGGCCACGUGUUGCCAGACAGAGAAGGGAUACGAGUGCUGUCCAUAUCCAAACGCUGUGUGCUGCUCCGACCUCACCAACUGCUGCCCCCCAGGAUUCACCUGUAACCUGAUGUUGCAGCUGUGUGUGAAACAAAACCAGCCAUGGAUGAAUGUGCCCAUGGUGAAGAAAGAGGCUGCGGAGGCCCCAAGCACCCCCGAUCUGCCCGUGUCCACCUUCCAGGGGCUAAAAAGCCCUGACCUCUCUGACCACAAAGCAACAAUUGUCCACUGUGACAGUUAUUAUUAUUGUUAUGACGGCACCACUUGCUGCAGACAUCCAAAAGGCGGCUGGUUCUGCUGCCCCUACUCUCCUGGGCGGUGUUGUCUGGAUGGCUACCACUGCUGUCCAUAUGGUUUUGACUGUGACUACACUUACACCCAUUGUAUCAGGGAAGGCCUGACGUAUCCGUUCAGUCCCAGACGAGCUCUGACAUCAGUCCCUGCUGCUCGCAUUUCAACAGCCGAGGACAGAAGCAGCACGUGGGAGACACCGCUGACCGCUCUAACAGAAGCCAGCAGCAGCUCCUUCAAUCAUUUCGAGCACGGGGUCAUUCGCUGCGAUGACAAUUUUUUCUGUCCAACUGGACAAAGUUGUUGCAAAGGACUCAUGGGCCAGUGGAACUGCUGUCCCCACCAGCUGGGCAUGUGUUGCGCUGAUGGGCAGCACUGCUGUUCGUACGGGUUCAAGUGUGAUUCAUCUUCCUCCAAAUGCACAAAAUAGAA
Nematolebias whitei (Rio pearlfish) is the source of this 857-nucleotide messenger RNA. Its product is annotated as progranulin-like. Gene Ontology annotation, cellular component: extracellular region. The record is from RefSeq and is a predicted model, not a curated record. The transcript has 5 exons. Lineage: Eukaryota; Metazoa; Chordata; Actinopteri; Cyprinodontiformes; Rivulidae. The coding region runs from base 1 to 855 and encodes 284 amino acids.